This is a messenger RNA of Topomyia yanbarensis, 840 nucleotides long. RefSeq lists its product as uncharacterized. Lineage: Eukaryota; Metazoa; Arthropoda; Insecta; Diptera; Culicidae. The coding region runs from base 1 to 840 and encodes 279 amino acids. The transcript is spliced from 2 exons. The record is from RefSeq and is a predicted model, not a curated record.
AUGGGCGUCGGUGAUGGAAUCAAGCUGAUUACGUUAGUUGGCAAACUGCAAUUGUUGACCAAAUUCAGGGAUUUGGAAUUGGAUUUCGAUUUGGAUUUCGAUUUGGAGUUCGAUUUGGAUUUCGAUUUGGAUUUCGAUUUGGAUUUCGAUUUGGAUUUCGAUUUGGAUUUCGAUUUGGAUUUCGAUUUGGAUUUCGAUUUGGAUUUCGAUUUGGAUUUCGAUUUGGAUUUCGAUUUGGAUUUCGAUUUGGAUUUCGAUUUGGAUUUCGAUUUGGAUUUCGAUUUGGAUUUCGAUUUGGAUUUCGAUUUGGAUUUCGAUUUGGAUUUCGAUUUGGAUUUCGAUUUGGAUUUCGAUUUGGAUUUCGAUUUGGAUUUCGAUUUGGAUUUCGAUUUGGAUUUCGAUUUGGAUUUCGAUUUGGAUUUCGAUUUGGAUUUCGAUUUGGAUUUCGAUUUGGAUUUCGAUUUGGAUUUCGAUUUGGAUUUCGAUUUGGAUUUCGAUUUGGAUUUCGAUUUGGAUUUCGAUUUGGAUUUCGAUUUGGAUUACGAUUUGGAUUUCGAUUUGGAUUUCGAUUUGGAUUUCGAUUUGGAUUUCGAUUUGGAUUUCGAUUUGGAUUUCGAUUUGGAUUUCGAUUUGGAUUUCGAUUUGGAUUUCGAUUUGGAUUUCGAUUUGGAUUUCGAUUUGGAUUUCGAUUUGGAUUUCGAUUUGGAUUUCGAUUUGGACUUCGAUUUGGAUUUCGAUUUGGAUUUCGAUUUGGAUUUCGAUUUGGAUUUCGAUUUGGAUUUGGAUUUGUAUUUGAUCACAUCGGUUGGCAAACUGCGCGGCUUCGUUGAAUUUCAUUAA